AUGGUGCGGGAAAAGGUCAACCGCAUCAAGGAGAAGGCUGCGGCCCAAAAAGCAGAACGAGCCAGGAAGAAGGAAGAGGAGGAGGUCGUGGUGAGCUGCUAUGUAGGGAUGCCCAGCGUGCCAGACGACAACGAAAGUGAGGAUAGUGCUGGCGACGAAGAUGAAGAGGACGAGGAAAGCGGUCAAAAGCUGUCAGCCAAAGGCAAUGAGCACAAGCGCAAGGACGAGGAGGAAGAGGCUGAGCUUGAUGGCAGGUAUGCUGCUGACGACGCAGUGGCCGACAUCUACAGCUCCACGGUGGAUACGCCCGCCUCUUCGUAUGGCCCCUCGCCCUACGAGAGCUUCAAUCGCGGCGCCGGUGAAGGGCAGUCGGUCUACUACGCCGACGCGGUGGACGAAGAGCUGGCCAGGGACGAACACGAAGUGAAUGCGUUCACAAUUUGGGCGAAGGCCGACUUGCACAAGGACCAGUACAACACUGAUGUCACCGAGGCGACCAAACGGCUGAUCAAGCAAGUGAUCCCUGCAGUGGCGGAGAAGAUGAACAACCUGGUCAAGAAUCAGUCCAGGGCCGAAGAGGACCUGAUCGAGAUCAUCCAUUCGGCGGGCGUCAACAUCCGGCACCUGGGCUACCUGAGGCGGCGUGUGAACGAAAAGCAUCAACGCGACAUUCUCAUCGAGAUGAUAGCACGCGUUGUGAGGAAGGAGGUUGAGAAAUUGCUUCGCGAGAAGACUAGGUCGAGCGGCAUUCCGAGUGAGGAACCCCACAGGGUCGCUGUCGUUGGGUACCUGAAUAAGCUUCUCGGCCGAGAUAGCAAAUCUAAAGCCUUCUGGCGUCAUAUGAAGCGAACGCUCCAGGACAAGUUUGCGAUCAACAAGGAGAAGGAGAAGCUGGAGGAGGUGGAGCGAGCCAUCAACGACAAGAACGAGAUCAAGCGGCUCAAGCAAGAGCUCCGCAGCAGGGAGAAGGAGGUAACCGCCUUGUCGGAGCAGAUGGCCAGCAAGGAGGCCCAGUGGAGGGCUAAAGCCGAGCAGUACGAGGUCGAGAUCAAGUCUCUGUCGCGCACAAUCGAGAACUUUGGCCGCACCAAGUGGUGA
Messenger RNA from Acanthamoeba castellanii str. Neff, 1098 nucleotides. RefSeq lists its product as uncharacterized. The record is from RefSeq and is a predicted model, not a curated record. Gene Ontology annotation, molecular function: mRNA binding. Gene Ontology annotation, biological process: intracellular distribution of mitochondria. The transcript has 8 exons. Lineage: Eukaryota; Discosea; Longamoebia; Acanthamoebidae. Bases 1 to 1098 code for a protein of 365 amino acids. Gene Ontology annotation, cellular component: cytoplasm.